GCUAACCCUAUUUGAUGAUGCAAUGGGCGGCUCUGACGCUCUCAGCUGUGAGAGGCAUCUAAGAGGACGCAACAUUCUGGCCUCUAGGUGGUGUUUUCCUCUGAUGCCAGUGUGGGAGUCUCCCAGCCAGAGAUCCGACUGCCAGCUGAACAGGAUGCUGAUGUGAUAUCCAUGAUGGAGACUGGGGCUUGAUAUCUGGAUCUGGAAACUGAUCAACAAUGGAGCGGCUGGUUCUGUGUGUGCUGCUGUGUGGGGUGUUGGUGAAGGGAUACAGCUGUCCAGGCCGCUGCAUCUGCCAGCACCUCUCCCCGACUCUGACCCUGCUCUGCGCCAAAACCGGCCUGCUGUUCGUGCCCCCCACCAUCGACCGCAAAACCGUGGAGCUGCGCCUCACCGACAACUUCAUCACGGUCAUCCGCAAGAAAGACUUUUUCAACAUGAGCAGCCUGGUCCACCUCACUUUGUCGCGCAACACCAUCAGCCAGAUCACACCCCACGCCUUCGUCGACCUGCGAUCCCUCCGGGCCCUCCACAUGGACGGCAACCGUCUCAGCGUCAUCAAGACUGACCAUUUCAAGGGCCUGGCCAACCUGCGCCACCUCAUCCUGGGGAACAACCAGAUCCACCAUGUGGCCCCCACCUCCUUUGAUGUGUUUGUGUCCACCAUUGAGGACCUGGACCUGUCCAAUAACAACCUGAGGAGCCUGCCCUGGGACGCCAUAGCUAGGAUGACCAACAUAAAUACGCUAACGCUGGACCACAACCUGAUCGACCACAUCGGAGCUGGGACUUUCACUCUGCUCACCAAGCUGGUCCGUCUGGACAUGACCUCCAACAGGCUACAGAAGCUGCCACCAGACAGCCUUUUCCAGCACGCCCAGGUUCUCUCUGAUGCCAAGGGCUCCAACCCGUCCUCCUUGGCAGUGAGUUUUGGAGGCAACCCGCUCCACUGCAACUGCGAGCUGCUGUGGCUCCGCAGGCUGACAAGGGAGGACGACCUUGAGACCUGCGCCUCACCCGAGCACCUCAUGGACAAGUACUUUUGGUCCAUUCAAGAGGAAGAGUUCAUCUGCGAGCCGCCGCUGAUCACCAAACACCUUUCCACCAAGCCAUACGUGAUGGAGGGCCAGGGCGUCACACUCAAAUGCAAAGCUAUGGGGGACCCAGACCCGGAGAUCCACUGGCGCUCUCCAGAUGGCAAACUGGUGCACAACAACUCCCGCACCAUCCUGUAUGAUAACGGCACGCUUGACAUUCUCAUCACCACACUGAAGGACAGUGGGGCAUUCAACUGCGUGGCCUCCAAUGCCGCAGGCAUCGCCACGGCUGCCGUCGAGAUCAACAUGAUCCCGCUGCCGCUGUUUGUAAACAACACGGGCCACAUGCGCGAAGACCCUGGCCUCUCAGACAUAACCACCUCCUCCAAGUCUGGCAAUGACACCAAGGGCCAUGACAAACAGGACAAGAGGGUGGUGGUCACCGAGCUGACCUCUUCCUCUGCUGUGAUCCGCUGGCCGUCUGAGCGCCACAUCCCGGGCAUCAGGAUGUACCAGAUACAGUACAACAGCACCGCAGAUGACACCUUGGUCUAUAGAAUGAUACCGUCGACCAGUAAGACCUUCUCGAUCAAUGACCUGGCCGCGGGGCGGGAGUACGACCUGUGCGUGUUGGCCGUGUACGACGACGGCAUCACCUCGUUAACCGCCACGCGUGUGGUUGGCUGUGUGCAGUUCCACACGGCCAGCGAGGUCAGCCAGUGCCGCUUCAUGCACAGCCAGUUCCUGGGUGGCACCAUGAUCAUCAUCAUCGGCGGCAUAAUUGUCGCAUCUGUGCUCGUGUUCAUCAUCAUCCUCAUGAUCCGUUACAAGGCCUACAGCAGCCCAGAGGAGAGCAAAGCCAAGGUCAGCUCCAGCAUGCACUCCCAGACCAACGGCAGCCAGCACAGGCUCCAGCACUCAGCCUCCAAGCAGCCGUCCGAGGAUGGGUCCCACGAGGCCCAGCAGGCACCGAAGGAGUGCAUGGCACUGGUGCUGAGGGUGGACAAUGAGAAGAAGGAGGACCCAGCGGCCACCACCGCCAUUUUGGAGGUGGGGCUGCCUCCGUCGACCACCGACAAGUUGAAGAGAAGAACCAGCCUGGAUGCCCAGCGCUCCGGCCCCCCGUCCGAGGAGACGCAGACGGACAGUAGCCUAACAGGGUCCACCAUGUCCCUGUGUCUCAUUGGCCCCAACGCUGGCACCAAGGAAGCUCCGAGGCUGAAGGACAAGAAGAGCGCCCUGGCCAACAUGGGGCUGCUCCCCAAUGAGCUGGCACGAACUAGGCACAGGUUCUCCUUUGACGGAGGGGAUUACUCCAUAUUUCAGAGUCAUAGUUACCCACGCAGAGCGAGGACGAGGUGGCAUAAGUCCACCAACCAGCUCAACGUGGAGUCUUCGCCGCUCGCCAACCGGAGAGUUACAUUCAGCAGCACUGAGUGGAUGCUGGAGAGUACGGUCUGAGCUAAACACAGGCUAGCCUCUAUGGCUUUAUCACUCAGCUACAACACACACACAUGGAAACACAGACCCACAUUCAUACACACACACACAGACACAAAAUGUGAACCCCACAUCUGUCUACAUUACGUAUAAACAAACA
Messenger RNA from Lampris incognitus (smalleye Pacific opah), 2637 nucleotides. RefSeq names its product leucine rich repeat and fibronectin type III domain containing 1 (gene lrfn1). The transcript has 5 exons. The coding region runs from base 219 to 2498 and encodes 759 amino acids. Gene Ontology annotation, molecular function: protein binding. Lineage: Eukaryota; Metazoa; Chordata; Actinopteri; Lampriformes; Lampridae. The record is from RefSeq and is a predicted model, not a curated record.